GCCUGGCUUUACAUGCCACCACGCCAGUGUGAGCGAGUCUACCAAAAAUCGCGGAAAUUCAACCAGCACUUCCAGCAUGACCGACUCUUCCUCUGUACCGCCGGGAACUGAGGAGAAAAAACCCGUGCACACCAUAAUCCUCGACGCUUCGCCUCUCCUGCUCAACACGCCCGGGAUUUCCACCCUCCUCGCCCACGGCCAUGUCCUGGUGACCACGCCCUCUGUCCUCGCCGAAAUCAAAGCCGAGGAGGCAAGGAACAGGGUCGAAACACUCUACAAGCCCUUUCUGACCGUCCGGUCGCCGAAUCCCGAGAGUGUGAAGAUCGUGAAGGACUUUGCGCGCAAGACGGGCGACGGCGCCGUGCUCAGUCACACGGAUUUUGAGAUUUUGGCGCUGGCGUACGAGAUCGAGUGCGAAAGGAAUGGAGGUGACUGGAGGCUGAGGACGACACCGGGACAGAAAAGACUUAAUGGGGCGCCUCCGCCACCGCAGAAUGAGGUGAAGGCAGAGGACGGUCAAGAUCAGACUCCGAACACAGAGGAUGUCGUGGAGGAUGUGCAAGAGGAAGCAGAAAAUGCGCUGGAUUCUAUUGAGGAAAAGGUGGAUAACCUGAGGCUCGAGGAGGCAGAAGCCCAUAGGGAACGAGCAGAAGCAGGCGAAGCCAUCGAAGUCAACGACGAAACCACAGAGGCAGCAACGCCACCUUCAGAGCAGCACCAGACAGGGAUAUCAUCCACACAACCAAUAGAGUCCGAAGGCUCAGACUCCGACGAAGGAUGGAUCACCCCUUCCAACAUCAAACGCCGACAAGCCCAGGACGAGUCCGCCAGCAGCGGAGCGUCUAAAUCUUCACCCAAACAUCUCCAGGUAGCCACCAUGACCGGCGACUUCGCCAUGCAAAACGUUCUCCUCCAAAUGAACCUAAACCUCAUCUCCACCAAGACCUGCCAACGGAUCUCCCAGAUCAAGCAAUUCAUCCUGCGGUGUCACGCAUGUUUCUCCACCACCAAAGACAUGUCGAAACAGUUCUGCUCGCGGUGCGGGAAACCCUCACUGACCAGGGUAACGUGUACAACAAAUGAUAAAGGAGAAGUGAAGCUGCAUCUGAAGAGGAAUAUGCAAUGGAACAACAAAGGCAAUGUCUUUUCAGUCCCCAAACCCACGAGUGGGAGCGCAAAUCAGAAAUGGCAAGGGCCGAGGCACGGGGGAGGAGGUAAGAGCGGAUGGGGCAAUGAUCUGAUUUUGGCAGAAGAUCAGAAGGAGUACGUAAGAGCCAUGGCGAAGAUGAAGAGGGAUACCAGGAGAGAGAAGGAUCUGAUGGAUGAGGAUAUCCUGCCCGGCAUCCUGUCAGGCGACAGAGGUCAUACCGCGGGACGGCCCAGGGUAGGGGCUGGUCGAAAUGUCAACUCGAGAAAGCGGUAGGAGACUUGAACUUGUCAAAGAGUGUAUUGACUGCGCCGUAUGAUAAUGAUAUCCCCAAAUCUUGUCUGGA
Cladophialophora immunda is the source of this 1493-nucleotide messenger RNA. RefSeq lists its product as uncharacterized. The transcript has a single exon. Gene Ontology annotation, cellular component: preribosome, small subunit precursor. The record is from RefSeq and is a predicted model, not a curated record. Bases 77 to 1423 code for a protein of 448 amino acids. Gene Ontology annotation, molecular function: RNA endonuclease activity. Gene Ontology annotation, biological process: maturation of SSU-rRNA; ribosomal small subunit biogenesis. Lineage: Eukaryota; Fungi; Ascomycota; Eurotiomycetes; Chaetothyriales; Herpotrichiellaceae.